CCCCCUCCUUCGGCCUCCUCCUCCUCCUCCUCGUCCUCCUCGCCCUUCCCCGCGGCCGGAGCCUUCCUGAGCGAGCCCGUGAGCAGCUUGGCCGCCGCUUACGGCUCCUCCUUGGCCUCGCACGUGGAGGGGAACCUCGAGCGGUGGGUGCCGGUGGGCAGAUUGAAGUAUUAUUUCGCCGUGGACACGGUUUAUGUGGCGAGGAAGCUGCGGCUGCUGCUCUUCCCCUUCGGCCACCAGGACUGGCAGGUUCGGUACCAGCAGGACGCCCCUGUCGCCCCCGCCCGAUGUCAACGCCCCUGACCUUUACAUCCCGGCCAUGGCCUUCCUGACCUACAUCCUGCUGGCUGGGCUGGCCCUGGGCACCCAAAACAGGUUCUCCCCAGACAGCCUGGGGCUGGUGGCCAGCUCAGCCCUGGGCACCCAAAACAGGUUCUCCCCAGACAGCCUGGGGCUGGUGGCCAGCUCGGCCCUGGCCUGGCUGGUGCUGGAGGUGCUGAGCGUCCUGCUGAGCCUCUACCUGGUGACCGUCAGCACUGACCUCACCCCCAUCGACCUGCUGGCCUUCUCUGGCUACAAAUACGUGGGGAUGAUCGUGGGGCUCGUGGCGGGGCUGCUGCUGGGCCGGCCCGGCUACUUCGCCGUGCUCAGCUGGUGCUGCCUCAGCAUCUUUAUCUUCAUGAUCCGGACGCUGAGGCUGAAGUUGCUGUCGGAGGCGGCGGCCGAGGGGGUUUUGGUGAGGGGGGCCAAGAACCAGCUGAGGAUGUACCUGACCAUGGCCAUCGCUGCUGCACAGCCCCUCUUCAUGUACUGGCUCACCUACCACCUGCUCAGGUGAGGGGGGCGGGGAUUUACCCCCCCAGAUUCCCAAAAUCCCAACAGGAUUCCCAAAAAUCCCAACAGGAUUCCCAAAAAUCUCUGAAUAUUCACAUUGACUUCAAUAAACGGGGUCUGUGGAGAGGUUGGGGUCUGUACUUUGAGUUUUGGGGGGUUUUUGGGGUCUGAACACGCUUUGGAUGAUGAGAGGUAUUGGGGGAACCCUCUUUGGUGCCCCCAAAUCCCCCCCAGAUUCCCCAAAUCCAGAGGGGAUUCCCAAAAAUCCCGACGUGUUCACAGCGGCUCCAAUAAACGGGGUCUGUGGAGAGUUUGGGGUCUGUACUUUGAGUUU
This is a messenger RNA of Myiozetetes cayanensis, 1168 nucleotides long. RefSeq names its product protein YIF1B-B-like. Bases 194 to 838 code for a protein of 214 amino acids. Lineage: Eukaryota; Metazoa; Chordata; Aves; Passeriformes; Tyrannidae. Gene Ontology annotation, biological process: endoplasmic reticulum to Golgi vesicle-mediated transport. The transcript has 9 exons. The record is from RefSeq and is a predicted model, not a curated record. Gene Ontology annotation, cellular component: Golgi membrane; endoplasmic reticulum-Golgi intermediate compartment; endoplasmic reticulum membrane.